UUCUAGGAAAUAUUCUAUACCAUUUACUUAACACUUUAUGCUAUGGCUAUUUCCUCAUGCUAACACUCAUUCGUGCUGCCAGUUGUGGCAUAAAUUGUCGUGGAUCGCCGAUAAUAUUAUGCAAUAAUCUACCAUCGAAACAACCAUGCCGAAUAUUCACGAACUGGGCCAAGUGUUAUAUAAGAUCCAGGAAUUCGAUGUAUUAUUUGGGAAGCGUUGGUGUGCUGUUCUUCAGUUUUGCAGUACUUUCUGUACCAGCAUAUCGAAUGUUUUGCGAAAAGACUGCAACUAUCGGAUUAACAAAGAUUGCUGAUGAUAUGGAACGCGUUGCAUCAAUGGAAAAAAUUAAGGAUCGAUUAAUACGCGUGUCUUUUAACGCUGACCUUCAUUCUGCCUUGAAAUGGCAGUUCAAACCUUUACAGAAAGAAAUUUAUGUGCAUCCAGGGGAGACAGCACUUGUUUUCUACAGUGCCUAUAAUCCAACAGACAAACCGGUGGUUGGUAUUAGCAGCUACAAUAUCACACCUUUCCAGGCAGCUUAUUAUUUCAACAAAAUUCAGUGUUUCUGCUUCGAGGAUCAGAUCCUUAAUCCGGGAGAACAGGUGGAUUUACCUGUUUUUUUCUAUAUUGAUCCUGAUUAUAUAACUGACCCGGAUUUGGAAUAUACAGAUAGUUUAAUCUUGAGUUAUACAUUUUUCGAAUCAAAGUCAGAUCUUGUUUUACCGAAUCCAUUCGAUCCAAACAACCAGCCCAAUAUAAAGCGAAAUACAAGUGAUGGUAAUAAAAAGGUGGAUAAAAAUUAGAGACUGGAAAAAAAUGAAAAAUUGUUAAACAUAAAGACAAAUAAUUAUAGCUCAAAAUGUUGAUGUAUUCUUGUCAAAGGUUGACUGUGAAGGAAAAGAGGAGCUAUUUAAAAAAUAUCCAGUCAGAAAAUAGAAUAGUUGCAUUCUAAUAACACCAUGCUCUUUGUAAUUAUAUUUCAGUAACAUCCCGCUCCUUUUAGUGCAUAGGUUGCACUAAAAGGAGCAGGGUGUUAUUGAAAGUUUCGUUUGCCAACUGUUUUCACUAUAUUUGUUUCAUACACAUCGUCUUAUGAACAGACCUAGUACCAAUUUAUUUUGCGACUGGAAUAAAUUUUAAAAUGAAAACUGAAAUAAAUUUUAAAAUUAUUAAUCGUGCCGUUUAAAUUCCAAGAAUUGUGUAAGUUGGGAUAAAACUCGUUAUUAUCAAUAAAAAAUAGUCG
This is a messenger RNA of Loa loa (African eye worm), 1243 nucleotides long. Its product is annotated as cytochrome c oxidase assembly protein CtaG/Cox11 containing protein. The coding region runs from base 57 to 803 and encodes 248 amino acids. Gene Ontology annotation, molecular function: copper ion binding. NCBI's taxonomy places the organism in Eukaryota, Metazoa, Nematoda, Chromadorea, Rhabditida, Onchocercidae. Gene Ontology annotation, cellular component: mitochondrial inner membrane. The record is from RefSeq and is a predicted model, not a curated record. The transcript is spliced from 4 exons.